Messenger RNA from Anolis carolinensis (green anole), 1747 nucleotides. RefSeq lists its product as uncharacterized. Bases 25 to 1260 code for a protein of 411 amino acids. The transcript has 8 exons. The record is from RefSeq and is a predicted model, not a curated record. Lineage: Eukaryota; Metazoa; Chordata; Lepidosauria; Squamata; Anolidae.
CUGUGGGUCCCGGCCAUUUUUGGGAUGGGGAUCCCGAAUCCGGGGGGUUCCGGCUUGACCGUUCCCAUCCUGGGAGUGGAGUGCGACUGGAGAACCGGGCAGCCGGUUCCUCUAGCCGGGACCAUGGAAGACGCCGACGGAAAAGGUCUCGUUCCUCUUGCCAUUGGCUUCCGAACCAUUGACCCCAUAACAGGGGAGACGGGUCCGGUCAUCGGGGCUCAAAUCAAUCCUUGGACCACGGCGGUCAUCCCCAUCGUCCAGUCCCUAGGAAGCUUGCCAAGGGGAAGCCCAGACCCAGAACUGACGGAUGCCUUGGAGACGGAGGUGGCAGCCAAGCAACGGUUCUGGCGUGGCCAAAGAGAAAAGGAAGAGGAGCUCCUCAAAGAGUUGGACUUCUUGCGCCUGGACAUCUUGGAGGCCGCCAAGGAAGGGAAGAUGAACAAGUUAAGAUACAAGGACAAAUUAAAACCCGCCGAAGAGAUCUAUCGCUCCCUGGAAGAGUCCUCAAACCAAGAAGCUCAACGGAGAGCCAACAGACAACUGAAGGCACCGCGGGACUCCAAACCAUCUCUGCAAAUGAGAGUCGAGAAGGACGAGAGAGACCAGGAGGCCAGAGUCCAGGUUUUGCUGAGGAAGACGCUGGAAAAGCUGGUGCAGUUUGUCCGAAAGGUCCAGCUGGACGAAGGACGGAUCCAGAUGCAGCUGAAGGAGGUGGAGCGGCAACGGAGCAGCAGCCUCCAGAUUUUGGAAACGCUUCAAGAGACAUCUAGGAAGACAACUUUGCAUCUCGUGGCUGCAUUUGAGGAGCACAUGGCAAAGCACCAAGCCAAUGUUGAGAGGGCCUGCUGCAGGCUGGAAUACCUCCGAUACUUGUUGGAGACGGUGGCUCUACAGACAAAGGAUCUCCAUUCUGGCUCGUCCCAGUGCUUUGUGAAUUAUCCCAGUUGGAGGUUUUACGGUGCGGCUGGUGCUCCGCAGGGGACCUGGGAGGUCAUCAAUCGGAAACUCAUCCCGUUGCUCAGAUCUGUACUCGAGACGUUGAAAGAGAGCAAAAGGAGCCCUUUGUCCCCCGAGGUGCUGGUGGGCCUGGGCUCUGAAAAAGGCUACUCCUCCAGAAGCACCUUGAAGGUCUCCGAAGUGACCGGCGAAGCAUUUCGGGUCCAAACAAGGCAGGAAGGGGUCCCUAUUGCUGCAGCACUCUCUCCUUCCGUGGCCUCGCCAAAAAGGUCCCAACUCCUGCAAGAAAUCCAGGCAAGGUAAGAGGGAUGGAUGGAUGGAUGAAGAAGGUUCUCUAUCUUCCUCUUCUUCCCCUUAUUAUAAUAUCACUCCUACAUCUACGAUUUCUACGUUGUACUUUGCAUAACCCUAAAAUAAGCCUAUGAUCCUAUACCCAUAAUGUUGCAAUCUGAAUAUAAAUAACCGGGAGAAAUGACAGAAGGAGAAGACUUGAACUUGCGAGCCAAGACAGGAAAUAAUAAUAAUUGUAAUGAAGUAUGAAUUUUUGGUUUACAGAUGUUAUGUUUAAUUGUGUGUUUGUGUUUUAAAAGGGUAAGUAUUACAGUUAUUGCAUCUCAGCACUCAGAGGCUGGUUGCCAUGGAGAAGUAGGUGGAGCCAACUGCCGUUUUUUUGAAAAAGUGCAGAGAUUAAAAAAGGGAUUCAGUCUGUGCUCUGAUGAGGCACAGGGAAGAUUGAUCCUAGGUUGAAGGGAUCAAGGAGACUCAAUUGUUCAAUUUUGAGUCCGUUUAA